Messenger RNA from Chara braunii, 1860 nucleotides. The record is from the annotation of a GenBank genome assembly. NCBI's taxonomy places the organism in Eukaryota, Viridiplantae, Streptophyta, Charophyceae, Charales, Characeae.
UCGAUGUUCGAUGGGUAUCUGCAAUGCCCCUGCGACCUUUCAGCGGACCAUGAACAUGGCUUUCCAAAAUUUCGUGAGGAAGACUCGAUUGGCGCAGAGCAUCAUCAACUACUGCGUGAUUGUGUACAUGGAUGACAUCCUGGUGUAUUCGAGUUCCUACGAGGGACACGUGCAGCACGUCGAAUGGGCACUGCAUGCGUUACGAGAUGCAGGCUUCAAAGUGGCGCUUGAGAAGUGUCCGUUUUUCCUCAUCACCAUUUCCUUCCUAGGGCAUGUGGUGACAGACAAGGGACUCCAACAGGAGCCGCAGAAGGUGGCAGCUGUCAGGGACGUACCGGUGCCUACGACUAUCACGCAAGUUCGCGCUUUUCUGGGCCUAGCCUCGUACUACCAAAGAUUUAUCAAGGGUUUUGUGGCGAUUGCGGGACCCCUCACAAAUCUGUUGCGCAAGGAUCAGCCGUUGAUUUGGACGCCGGAAUGCGAUCAAGCGUUUUCCACACUCAAGGCCGCUCUCAUUUCGGCUCCGGAUUACUCGGGCAUGAUCGGGCGAUGGGCAACAGUGCUGCAGAGCAUGAACUUUGACAUCCUUCAUCGAAAGCACGAGAGACACGGGAAUGCAGACGGACUGACACAACUGCACCGGCCUGAGAAGGUUCCAAAGGGUGAGGAGGUAAUUCUGUGGAACGAACCCGAACAGGAGAUCGGACCUCGAUACGGCCAAGUGAUGAUCUUAUCGAAGCAUUCAUCGGCGAGCGGGUCUCAGGACGAGCCACGUCACGACGGUGGCGGCAUUCACCGACGACAUCAGCUCGGUCAAUCUGUUAUGGCAUACCGCGACCUUGACCUCGCUGCGCGAGUGGACGGAGCAAUCCCUCUUAUCAAUCUUGGACAUUGGCGGUUGUGGCGCGAAACGUUUGAGGAGCUAUCUUUCUGCCUAGCCAGAGUACAGGUGACGUGGACGGGCACUAGCGAGCAUCCCACGUGGAUCGAGAAUCCGGGGCUGCUGAUCAUACAGGCUUGGAGGACUAACGUGGAAGGAGAUCUUCUUGGCUUUCUCUUCGGAUCGGUAUGGCCGGGUCGACGCCACCUGAUUGCGCAGGAGCUUAUCACACCGAUCGUGCAAUUGGCGAAUGAUCUCUCGCCCGACAUCUAUUUUCAGAGUGACGACGGUCCUGCUCCGUACAUUUUCGAGCGAUCAUUGGACCCGUACCUUCAGUGGACUGCGUGCUUGGAGGAACCUAGGGACGAGGAUACGCUACCAUCGCGGCAGGAGUACCUGAAGCCGUACGAGAUCAUCCCUCACGCCUUCUAUCCGAGGGCAGACGAAGUAGUGAUCGACGACGACGAAGAAGAAGACGAAGACGAAGAAACAUCGGAGGAGGGAAUCUAUAGUGAACAUAGCGAGGGCGAGCUGAGCGAAGGAGAAGAGGAGGAAGAGGAAACUCGAUCUGAGUGGGAAGCCUUGCUGGAGGAAGCGACGCGUACAGGAACGGAGGCAGACGAUCCGGAAGCGGCGCGAAAGCGCGAAGAAAUUGCCACCGGAAAGCGCCAGCUGGAGUUCGCCAGCCAAGCUAGCCUGCGCAUCGACAACGAUCCGACCAGGGAUCCAAAGCCACCGAAGCCCGAAGAUGGCGACCCUGCAGCCGCCACCUCAAGUACCGAGCGACGGAGACGGAGCCGAUCCCCCUCUUCCCCCAGCCCCACCCGUCCCCCAGUUCGCCCAUGUCCUGAUGCGGACGAUAGGCCUUCGUCCUCGAACGUUGUCAUGCCGACCCCUUGAUUUCCUCACCCUCGAGCAGAUCCGUACCCCUGUCACCCUCCCCUCCCAUCCUUUCCAUCCCCAUCUCUUGCGCGACUUCU